Messenger RNA from Dictyostelium discoideum AX4, 246 nucleotides. RefSeq lists its product as hypothetical. The coding region runs from base 1 to 246 and encodes 81 amino acids. The transcript has 2 exons. NCBI's taxonomy places the organism in Eukaryota, Evosea, Eumycetozoa, Dictyosteliales, Dictyosteliaceae. The record is from RefSeq and is a predicted model, not a curated record.
AUGUUAAAUGAAUUCAAAGUUUUUGGCGACCCAGAGUUUAUUUUCAAAUUAACUAAUGAUGUAAAAAUUAAAAUGGCUCUAGAUAUUUUAACUCAUGUGGAGGGUAAAAUAAUACCAUCAAAAGAAAGUUAUAAUCCAGACCCAGACACAAUCCCAUUUUCAAAAUUUCCUCUUCACUCUGUGACACCACUACAAGCUAUCUUAAUCCUCACCUUAGCAGGGCAUGUAGACGUAAGUGUUUUGUAA